Acyrthosiphon pisum (pea aphid) is the source of this 804-nucleotide messenger RNA. RefSeq lists its product as uncharacterized. The transcript has 2 exons. The record is from RefSeq and is a predicted model, not a curated record. Lineage: Eukaryota; Metazoa; Arthropoda; Insecta; Hemiptera; Aphididae. Gene Ontology annotation, molecular function: nucleic acid binding. Bases 1 to 804 code for a protein of 267 amino acids.
AUGAAUGCAGUACAUAUAGAGGUCGUUUCUGACUUAUCCACACAUGCGUUCAUAGCUGCAUUACAUCGUUUCAUUUCACGACGGGGUAUUCCAGCUCAUAUCUAUUCUGAUUGUGGAACAAACUUCCAAGGCGCUGAUGCACUAUUACGCGCUCAUUUGCGAGAUCCAGUUCUUCGGGAACUCUGUUCCACCCAGAUUCCAUGCCAAUGGCAUUUCAAUCCUCCUGCAGCCCCUCAUUUUGGGGGACUGUGGGAAGCAGCUGUGAAGUCAACAAAAUAUCAUCUCAAACGAGUUAUUGGUAGUCAGCUGUUGACAUUUGAGGAAAUGUCCACCUUAGCUUACAGAAUUGAAGCUGUGCUCAACUCAAGGCCACUUGUGCCACAAUCACCUAACCCAAGUGACCUACGAGUGCUAACUCCUGGGGAUUUUUUGAUCGGCUGUCCAUUGGUCGCGUUACCAGAACCAGAUCUGACCUCCACGCCAAUGAACUGGUUAUCUCGAUGGCAGUUACUAACCCAGUUCCAACAAUCGUUUUGGAAACGUUGGUCGUCAGAAUACCUGACCACGCUUCAGGGCCGGUCGAAAUGGUAUCGUAAGCAAAGGAACAUCGCAGUUGGAGACCUGGUGAUAGUGCAUCAUCCAAAUACAUCUCCAACACAUUGGAAAUUAGGGAGGGUCGAGUUGACCCAUCCGGGCGAGGAUGGAGUGGUCAGGGUCGUUACCAUUAGAACAAGUGACGGAAGUUACAAACGGCCCGUCGUGAAGUUAGCAGUUCUGCCUGUCGAGGAUGAACAGGAUUCCUGA